Molecule: messenger RNA, 1020 nt
Organism: Nicotiana tabacum (common tobacco)
Lineage: Eukaryota; Viridiplantae; Streptophyta; Magnoliopsida; Solanales; Solanaceae
Source: RefSeq, a predicted model, not a curated record
UUAGAACUCCCAUGGAGUAAACACAAAAUGGGCCAAAUUUGGUCUUUAUAAGUGUAUUGCACUUAUAAUAACUUUUCUUUCAUACUCCAAGUCAAAUGAAAUUAAGGAAGAUGGGAGGAGUAUGUGUCCUAUGAAGAGCUAUUUCCAGCCAAUACUACUCAUUCUAAAUAGAAACAUUUUAGAACUCUCUUUGAGUUCUUUCAACAGGGUCACGACCAAGUUCCAUACCUAGUAUUUCAAGUUAGAUUCUAACAAGACCAUCAAGAACUUCCACAAGAACUCAAGCUAGGGCUUUGUUUGAAAGAGGUUUGGCAGAUGGUCGAGUGCAGGGCGGUCAGCGUACGAGAUAGAGUUCCUGCAUCUUCCUUCUUUUGCUCAAAUAUACGUGUGGCUGGAGCUGGGGUAGUGUGCAGUCAGGUUGCAGUGUCAGCAAAUACUAACACACAUAACGGGAUUAAGACUCUGUGUUCAGCUGAAGAUUUGUCAACUAAGAAGUGUGUGCCAUGCAACGCAAAGGAUUUGAGGCCUAUGAGUGAAGAAGCUGCGAACCAGUUGAUGUGGCAGGUGACAGGUUGGGAUUUGCUGAAUGAUGGUGGCACACUAAAGCUGCAUAGAUCCUGGAAAGUCAAGACUUUCAGCAAAGGAUUAGAGUUCUUUCAAGAGGUAGCAAAUGUUGCAGAAGCUGAAGGUCAUCAUCCAGAUCUUCAUCUCGUUGGGUGGAAUAAUGUGAUAAUUGACAUAUGGACGCAUUCUGUGGGUGGACUCACAGAAAAUGAUUUCAUACUUGCUGCCAAAAUUAAUGGGCUUGACGUGCAGCACCUUCUCAGCAAGAAAACUGCCAAAUCAGCACAAAGCAGUGCUUAAUCUUCCAAAUUUACUGUUGUACUAUGAUAGUAGUUUCUCUCAUCAACGUUUGAGCUAAACCUUUGUUACCAAAGCAUUGAAAUUUUAGAGGACAUGCCUCUUUCCAAUACUAAUCACUAAAAUUUAGUAGUGAAUGAUCCACUUUAGCAGUGUGAA